CUCAUGUCUGACGUCUGCAGUCAUCGUGGCUCAGCGCAAAGACGUCCAAAAUGAAAACCUUCAAAGACAGCUUCCUCAAUUGCUCGGCUUGUCGAGCGCGACUGCUCAGACAAGGCCCAAAAAGCCCCCCGUCGCGCUCCUUCCCUCGCAGAGCAUACACCCGUCCCGCCUUCGCACCGAAGCCCGCCCUCGACAUCAAGCAUAUCCGCCAGAAUCCAGGGCUCUACGCGCAAAACUGCAUAGACAGGAACUAUGCCGCACACAAGGACUCACCCUGGAAGAUUGUCGAGCUACACGAACAGUGGCUCGCCCUGCAGCAGAGCGCCAGGAAGACGCGGGAGCGCAACAACCAGGUGCGGAGGAGAUUGGCCGACGCAGCCGGGCGCAGUGGGGAUGCGGAGGGAGAUAUAAGGCUGACGGACGAUAAAGAUGCGCUGCUGAGUGAAGCAAAGGCGCUCAAGGCCGAGCUGAGCGUCAUUGAAGAGAAGGAAGCGGUGCUCCAGGAAGAAAUGGAGAAGCUGGCGCAGGACCUACCGAACCUCAGUAGUACGGCGACACCUUUGGGAAGCGAAGCUCAGAUCCUCGAGUACAUCAAUGACCACCCGGAGCCGAAGCCUGACAGCUCCGACCGUGUGUGGAGGUCACAUGUGCAUAUCGGCUCAGAACUGGGCAUCCUGGACUUCGCAGGCGCCGCGCAGACGUCUGGCUGGGGAUGGUACUAUCUCAUCGGGGAGGGCGCCAUGCUGGAGCAAGCCCUGAUUCAGUACGCUCUUAGCGUUGCAAGAAAGAGAGGCUGGAGAACUGUCUCACCGCCUACGCUCGUCUACUCCCACAUAGCCUCAGCAUGUGGCUUCCAGCCCAGAGACCAGCACGGCGAACAGCAAGUCUACGCCAUCGAGCAAGCCGAAAAGGACAAAGCGAAACCUCCCCUGGUCCUCGCUGGAACUGCCGAAAUCCCUCUCGCCGGCAUGAAAGCGAACCACACGUUCGAGGACUCCGACCUCCCCCUCAAGACCGUCGGCGUAAGUCGCUGCUACCGCGCCGAAGCAGGCGCCCGCGGCGUCGACACCAAAGGUCUCUACCGCGUGCAUGAAUUCACAAAAGUGGAGCUGUUCGCGUGGACACUACCAGACAGUAAUGAUGAGGAGCACUUCGACACCACCUCCCAACAAUCCAGCUCAGACGCCAUCUUCGACGAGAUGCUCUCCAUCCAGAAGGAAAUCCUCCAAUCCCUCGGCCUCCACUGCCGCGUCCUCGAAAUGCCGACCCAGGAUCUCGGCGCCAGCGCCACCAGGAAACGCGACAUAGAAGCGUACUUCCCCUCUCGUCGGGAGAAAGAGGACGGCUGGGGCGAAGUCACGUCCGCCUCCAUCUGCACCGACUACCAGACGCGCCGGCUGCAUACGCGCGUAAAGCUGGAGAAGGCUGGGCGGAAGCUGGAUUUCCCGUAUACGCUGAAUGGGACAGCGUUGGCGGUGCCGAGGGUGUUGGCGGCGAUUCUGGAGAACCAUUGGGAUGAAGAUCAUGCUACGGUGACGGUUCCGGAGGUGUUGAGGCCGUUCAUGGGCGGGUUGGAGGUGAUUAGGGGGCACAAUUACGCAACGGAAGAGUAGAAGGGCAAUGUGUGCUCAGAUGUCGGCUUCUCGCAUGUAGUUGUAUAGUAUUGUAACUCUAAAAUGGAGCCUUCUUC
Westerdykella ornata is the source of this 1690-nucleotide messenger RNA. Its product is annotated as seryl-tRNA synthetase. The transcript has a single exon. Gene Ontology annotation, cellular component: mitochondrion. Lineage: Eukaryota; Fungi; Ascomycota; Dothideomycetes; Pleosporales; Sporormiaceae. Gene Ontology annotation, biological process: mitochondrial seryl-tRNA aminoacylation. The coding region runs from base 51 to 1613 and encodes 520 amino acids. The record is from RefSeq and is a predicted model, not a curated record. Gene Ontology annotation, molecular function: tRNA binding; serine-tRNA ligase activity; ATP binding.